Trypanosoma cruzi is the source of this 747-nucleotide messenger RNA. RefSeq lists its product as uncharacterized. Gene Ontology annotation, cellular component: Swr1 complex. The record is from RefSeq and is a predicted model, not a curated record. Gene Ontology annotation, molecular function: nucleosome binding. Lineage: Eukaryota; Euglenozoa; Kinetoplastea; Trypanosomatida; Trypanosomatidae. Gene Ontology annotation, biological process: chromatin remodeling. The transcript has a single exon. The coding region runs from base 1 to 747 and encodes 248 amino acids.
AUGGUUUUCGGCAAUGCACAGGAUAUUUUUGCCCAGUCUUUACAAGAAGAGCGUCUUGCAAAACUUUGUGAUGACAACGCGUUUGUAAAUGUGGCGGAGGUUUUUAAGCGGCAGCGUCGUGAUGGGGCUCUCGUGAACGCUGUGGAUAUAGAGAUGAACUUUCUGGAACCGAGCGCUGAUUUUUCUUCCGCGCCGCCACGGGUUCACCUCAGCCGUUGUCUGAUGGAGCAGCAUCGUGCUUACACCAGGGCGCUGGAGGAGGACUGGCGCGAUCACAGGAAAGAAGAUGGCGCGUCUGCAGCUGGGCCCUCUUCUUCUUCUUAUUCCUCAUCAGAGGAUGGCGACACGGACAUGACCACAAAUCGUGUCAAGCGGCCCCGUGACUUUGAAAGUCGUUCUCGGGGGAGGAAAAAGCAAGCACGAGUGGAGCUGCAUGUUGGAGGCGUUCAUGCCAACAAAAUAUCUGUCAAUAUGGUGCAAACUGUUAGCGACGUGGGGCGAGAGCGUCGGAAUCUUGGCGGGUGGUUGCAGUCACGGCGAUCCGUCCCUUUGGAGUUGACCAUGCCAGGGCCGAGCUACAUGGCAAUGGCAGCGCCACCACCUUUACACGUUGGUGGGUAUCAUCUUUGCUCGGUAUGUCUUCUUCCUGCGAGCUACAAGUGUGUGCGCUGUCGUGGAGCGUUGUUUUGCUCAAUCAAGUGCCACGUGACGCACGAUGCAACACGUUGCAUGAAAUUCAUUGUCUGA